Messenger RNA from Onychomys torridus (southern grasshopper mouse), 2313 nucleotides. It is a transcript of the gene Asb3, whose product is annotated as ankyrin repeat and SOCS box containing 3. Gene Ontology annotation, molecular function: protein binding. The coding region runs from base 206 to 1783 and encodes 525 amino acids. Gene Ontology annotation, biological process: intracellular signal transduction. The transcript has 10 exons. The record is from RefSeq and is a predicted model, not a curated record. NCBI's taxonomy places the organism in Eukaryota, Metazoa, Chordata, Mammalia, Rodentia, Cricetidae.
UCGGACCACCGCUUCCGGUGCAGGUAGCAAUCAACAUCCGGGGUCGGUAGCCUACGGAAGCCCGCGCUUGGGUCGCCUUGCACUGCGUUGGGCUGUAGCAUCUUUGCGGUUGUACUCAAAAGCGGAGGUCUGGGACCUAACGCCGGUUGAGCCGGUCUGGGAGUCGGCCCUUGGGCGAAGCGGCACGGCGAGACUGAUCAAAAGGAUGGAUUUUACAGAGGCUUACUCAGGCACAUGCUCUACAGUUGGACUUGCUGCCAGAGCAGGCAAUGUUAAACUUUUACGGAAACUGCUCAAAAAAGGUCGAAGUGUGGAUGUUGCUGAUAACAGGGGAUGGAUGCCAAUUCAUGAAGCAGCUUAUCACAACUCUGUAGAAUGUUUGCAGAUGUUAAUUCAUACAGAUUCAUCUGAAAACUACAUUAAGACAAAGACUUUUGAGGGCUUCUGUGCAUUACAUCUUGCUGUGAGUCAAGGACACUGGAAAAUCACACAGAUUCUUUUGGAAGCUGGAGCAGAUCCUAAUGCAACCACUUUGGAGGAAACCACACCAUUGUUUUUAGCUGUUGAAAGUGGGCAGAUAGAUGUUCUAAAGCUGCUGCUUCAACAUGGAGCAAAUGUUAAUGGAUUCCAUUCUAUGUGUGGAUGGAAUUCCUUGCACCAGGCUUCUUUCCAGGGAAAUGCUGAGAUUAUAAAACUGCUUCUUAAAAAUGGAGCAGACAGAGAAUGCCAAGAUGACUUUGGAAUCACACCUGUGUUUGUGGCUGCUCAGUAUGGGAAGAUAGAGAGCUUGAACAUUCUUAUUUUAUCUGGUGCAAAUAUCAAUUGUCAAGCCUCGGACAAAGCUACUCCCUUGUUUAUUGCGGCACAAGAGGGUCAUAUAAAAUGUGUGGAACUUUUGCUGUCCAGUGGGGCAGAUCCUGAUCUUUACUGUAAUGAAGACAAUUGGCAAUUGCCUAUUCAUGCUGCUGCACAAAUGGGCCAUACAAAGAUCUUGGACUUGUUAAUACCACUUACUAACCGGGCUUGUGACACUGGACCCGACAAAGUGAGCCCUGUUUACUCUGCAGUGUUUGGAGGACGGGAAGAGUGCCUGGAAAUAUUACUGCAGAAUGGCUAUAGCCCAGAUGCACAGAUGUGCUUGGUCUUUGGAUUCAGUUCCCCUCUGUGCAUGGCUUUUCAAAAGGACUAUGACUUCUUUGGAAUUGUGAACAUUCUUUUGAAGUAUGGAGCCCAGUUAAAUGAACUUCACUUGGCAUACUGCCUCAAGUAUGAGAAGUUUUCAAUGUUCUGCUGCUUUUUGAAGAAAGUUUGCCUGUUGGCUCCUUGGAAUCAUACAUCUGAAUUUAUAAGUUAUGCAGUUAAAGCACAAACAAAAUAUAAAGAGUGGCUGCCACAUCUCCUGCUUGCUGGAUUUGACCCAGUGACUCUGCUGAGCAGCAGCUCUUGGGUUGAUUCAGUCAGCGAUGACAUCCUUGUUUUUACUUUGGAAUUUUCUAAUUGGAAGAGACUUUCACCAGCUGUUGAAAAGAUGCUCUCUGUUCGUGCAAACUCCUCUGGGGCUCUUCAGCAACACCUGGCCUGUAUUCCAUGCCUGACCCAUCUCUGUCGUUUGGAAAUUCGGGCCUGUCUAAAAGCAGAACACCUUCGUUCUGACGGUUUCAUCCAUCAGUUGCCACUUCCCAGAAGUCUGCAGACCUAUUUGCUCUAUGAAGAGGUUUUGAGGAUGAAUGGAAUUACAAGACAAGCAGCUAUUCAUAAUGGCGGAAUCAGUGAGGCCACCUGAAAGCUCAUUUUUUUAAUUCUGUUUAGUCAUAAAAGGUAGCUUGUGUGGUUGUUUGGAUUUGAGAAUAAUAGGAAAUGGUAACUAGGCUUCCAAUUCCCCUCCUCCCCAAUAUUGUGAACCUUACUCAUCCUGCCUUACUUAGUUUUGUCUCCAGUGCACUUUGUUGUAUAGUAUUUGUUUCCUUGACCAUUUUCUGUUUUAUUAUGCUAAUGAGCUGUAAUGCUGCUAUAGUGCUGGCUUUGACAUCUUUCCACUUAAGAUUCAUGUUCACCUGUACUCGAAGCUAAGGAUAGAAUUCACAAACUUCCCAGGAAGAAUAUAUAACAACUGUGCCUUUGAAUCACUUACCACUGUUAUUAUUUUAUUUAGGAAUUAAUAUCACCUGUGUUUAUAAAAAGAAAUAUUCCUAUGUUUUCAUAAUGUUCUUAAUUCAGACAUAUUUAUGAGGUGUUGAUGAUAUUCUUGCAUUUCCACAUGUAAACUCAGGGCAAAGUUUUUGUUGUUGUUUGUUUAUUUGUUUUUUGUUUUGU